CGCUUACGCCCCCUUUCACCCAUUUACACCCAUCUAUCACUCAUAUACACUCCUCUAAACCACUCUGCCACCCAUGUACACAUCUCUACACCCCCAACACCCCUCUGUCACCUAUGUACACCCUUCUAUCACCCCGUACACCCCUCUUUCACCCCCUACGUCCCCCUGUCACCCAUGUACACUACUCUACGAUCCUCUGUCACCCAUGUACACUCCUCUACACCCCUCUGUCACCCAUGUACACUCCUCUACACCCCUCUGUCACCCAUGUACACUCCUCUACACCGCUCUGUCACCCAUGUACACCCCACUACACCCAUCUGUUACCCAUUUACACUCCUCUAAGCUCCUCCGUCACCCAUGUACACUCCUCUACACCCCUCUAUCACCAAUGUACACCCCUACACCCUUCUGUUAUCCAUGGAUACUACUCUGCGCUCCUCUGUCACCGACGUACACUCCUCUACACCCCCAACACCUCUCUGUCACCAAUGUACACCAAUCUGUCACCCCCUAAGCCCCCUUUCACCCAUUUACACCCAUCUAUCACUCAUAUACACUCCUCUGAACCACUCUGCCACCCAUGUACACACCUAUACACCCCCAACACCCCUCUGUCACCUAUGUACACCCCUCUAUCACCCCGUACUCCCCUCUUUCACCCCCUAUGUCCCCCUGUCACCCAUGUACACUCCUCUGUUACCCAUGUACACUCCUCUACGCUCCUCUGUCACCCAUGUACACUCCUCUACACCCCUCUGACACCCAUGUACACUCCUCUACACUCCUCUGUUACCAUGUACACUCCUCUAUGCUCCCCUAUUACCCAUGUACACUCCUCUACACACCCAACACCUCUGUCACCCAUGUACACCCAUCUGUCACCCCCUACGCCCCCUGUCACCCAUGUACACCCAUCUAUCACCCAUGUACACUCCUCUAAACCACUCUGCCACCCAUGUACACUCCUCAACACUGCUGUUACCAAUGUUCCACUUUCUGCUACCUUUUUACUCGUCAACUUUGGAAUGUUCCUAAUCUCUGUACCUGAGAUAUGGUUGUGUUAUAUAUAAAGCUGUCCAUAGACGAUAUACUUAUUAAAAACACAUAUAUCUUCAUAUAUACGGGAAAGACUAUGACAUGUCUGCAGGUCUAGAUUUUACAUCUAGC
Molecule: messenger RNA, 1170 nt
Organism: Hyla sarda
Lineage: Eukaryota; Metazoa; Chordata; Amphibia; Anura; Hylidae
Product: DNA-directed RNA polymerase II subunit RPB1-like
Exons: 2
Coding region: 114-1073 (319 amino acids)
Source: RefSeq, a predicted model, not a curated record